CUCCUCCGCCUCCUCCUCUUUGACUCGCGCCACUCACCAUCUACACAAGAGAGAGAGAGAGAGAGAGAGAGAGUAAAAUGGUACAGUUCCACGAGCACAUAAUCACGGACCUCCUAGAGGACCCCGCCGGCGGCCUGGUGGUCCUCUCCUCCGGCCUCGGCCUCCACAAGCUCAUCUCCUCCCUCCUCCUCCUGCACCACCCUUCCCAGGGCACCCUCCUCCUCCUCUCCCCUUCGCCUUCCCUCAAAUCCUCCAUCCUCUCUUCCCUGCAAAAUCAAAGCCCUAACACCGAAUUGCGUGCUUCUUGUUCCGAAAUCACCUCCGACCUCCCCCCCCACCACCGCCUCUCCCUUUACUCCGCCGGCGCCGCCGUCUUCGUCACCCCUCGCAUUCUCAUCGUCGACCUCCUCACCUCCCGCCUCUCCCCCUCUGCCGUCGCCGGCAUCGUCCUCCUCAACGCCCACUCCCUCUCCGACACCUCCACCGAAACCCUGAUCGUCCGGAUCCUCCGCUCCUCCUCCUCCUCUCUCUACGUCCGCGCCUUCUCCGAUAAGCCCCAAGCUAUGGUGGCGGGUUUCGCGAAACCGGAGCGGAUCCUCAAAUGCUUGUACUUGAGGAAACUGCACCUGUGGCCCAGGUUUCAGGUAUAUGUGUCCCAGGAUUUGGAGAGGAAUCCGCCGGAGGUGGUGGACGUUAGGGUACAGAUGUCGCCCUACAUGAGGGGGAUUCAGAAGGCUGUGAUUGAGGUCAUGGACGUGUGUUUGAAGGAGAUGAGGAAGACCAAUAAGGUGGAUGUGGACGAUUUGACGGUGGAGAACGGGUUGUUCAAGUCGUUUGAUGAGAUUGUGAGGCGGCAGUUGGAUCCCAUUUGGCAUACUUUGGGGAAGAAGACCAAGCAGCUCGUAUCGGAUUUGAAAACACUGAGGAAGUUGUUGGAUUACCUUGUCAGGUAUGAUGCCGUGACUUAUUUGAAGUACUUGGAUUCACUGAGAGCGGCAGAGAAUUUUAGAUCUGUUUGGAUAUUUGCAGAAUCAAGUUACAAGAUAUUUGGGUACGCAAAAAAGCGUGUUUAUCAUUUUGGAAGGUUGGACGGUGGGAAGUUGAUUGGGAAGAGUAAAAGUGCGACAACUAAAAAAAGAAAGCUGGAGGAUAGCACUACAGAGAAAGAAGAUUCCUUGCCAACGAGUACAAAUAGUGGAAUAGUUUUGGAGGAAGUCUUGGAGGAGCCACCAAAGUGGAAGGUGUUGCGUGAGGUUCUUGAAGAAAUAGAAGAGGAAAGAGAGAAGCACCCUUUGUCAAGGGUAGAACCUGUGAUCGAAGGUGAAGAGGAUAAUAAUGGAAUUGUGUUAGUAGCCUGCAAAGAUGAACGCUCGUGCGUGCAGCUUGAAGAUUGCAUCAUCAAAGGCCCACAUAAGGCCAUGCGGGAAGAGUGGGAGAAAUAUCUACUGAGCAAAAUAGAGCUGCACAGCCUACCCAAACGUAAUAAAAAGAAAGCAAAAGAUCCUAAAGGUUUCGGGAUACUUGAUGGAGUGAUUCCGAAAACACCUGGACAAAAUGCAGAAGCUAGUAGCAUAAGCAAGCUGGAAAACGACGCACUGCUGGCCGCGGCUGCAGAAGUAAGUAAACAUAAUAAAAAAGAUACUCCUGUUAAAGAUCAUCCUCAACCAUAUGUUGGAAAUGGAGGCCAUGCCAAAGGAAAGGGAAAAGGAAGGAAAGGAAAAACCUCUGGAUCAGUUUCUUUAUCUUUGAAUAAGGAUGACAAAAGUGGCAAUGAGGCGGCCAUGAAUGAUAGAACUGGGAUGUCAGCUUCAGAAAAUGGAGUCCAAAGAUAUGACACUGAUCCUGUGGUCGGGGAUUUGGACAACGUUAUUCUUCGAAAGCACCAUCAAGGGGUUGAUGCUGCAUCAUCAAGUAAUGCUAAGCAGCUUCCACCAGUGCACUUUUAUGCAAUAGAAAGCGAUCAGGAUAUCCUUGACAUUUUAAAGCCUUCGACAGUUAUUGUAUACCACCCUGACAUGGCCUUUGUCAGGGAGAUUGAAAUCUAUAAAGCUGAAAAUCCCACAAAAAGGUUGAAAGUAUAUUUUCUCUUUUAUGAGGAUUCUACUGAGGUGCAAAAAUUUGAGGCAAGUAUACGAAGGGAAAAUGGAGCUUUCGAAUCCUUGAUUAGACAGAAAUCUUUGAUGAUGAUUCCAGUUGAUCAGGAUGGGCGUUGUCUGGGAUCGAGUUCUUCAAUUGAGCCGGAGUCCAUGACUUCCCAAAAUUCACUAACUAGAAAGGCAGGUGGAAGAAAGGAAGUGGAGAAAGAAAUGCAGGUCAUAGUGGAUAUGAGGGAGUUCAUGAGCAGCUUGCCAAAUGUACUUCAUCAGAAGGGCAUGCGCAUUAUACCAGUAACCUUGGAAGUUGGAGAUUAUAUCCUUUCACCCCUAAUUUGUGUGGAAAGAAAGAGUAUACAAGACCUUUUUGGUAGUUUUGCGUCCGGUCGCCUUUACAACCAAGUGGAAACAAUGGUGCGUUAUUAUCGGAUACCUGUUCUUCUGAUUGAGUUUUCCCAAGACAAGAGCUUUUCAUUUCAGUCUGCAAGUGAUAUAGGUGAUGAUGUCUCUCUAAAUAGCAUUAUAUCCAAACUAUCAUUGCUCGUGCUACAUUUCCCCCGCCUGCGGAUUGUCUGGUCCCGGAGUUUGUAUGCUACUGCCGAGAUUUUUGCUUCCCUUAAAGCGAACCAAGAAGAACCUGAUGAAGCCAAGGCGAUGAGAGUUGGUGUCCCCUCGGAAGAGGGUAUUGUGGAGAAUGAUGUGAGAGCUGAGAAUUACAAUACUUCAGCAAUCGAAUUCUUGAGACGGCUCCCGGGUGUCACUGAUUCUAACUACCGGGCUAUAAUGGAUGGGUGCGAAAGCUUGGCAGAACUUGUCCUUCUUCCUCUUGAGAAAUUAGCUGAGCUGAUGGGUGGUCAGAAAGCUGCCAAGACCCUGAGGGAAUUUCUGGAUGCCAAAUAUCCAACCUUGAUUUGAGGCCAAUUAGUUACACUUCAUUCAUUCACAAGACAGUGGCAUACUAAUGAUUCCUGCAUUAUUUCAAAGUUAGUAUUUAAUCUGGUUUACAAUGGGCGGUAAAAGCUGUUCAUGCCUUGGCUUCACAAUCUGCAUUGUUGAUUGUUGACACUACACCAAAUAUGUCUUUUAAUAGCAUUAGGUAACAGCAUUUUUUUAGGAAUGCUAUGAUAGGAAAGCAAUUACAGCAUUCAAGGAUAAGGAUUUGGGGAAACUCUCACACCCAAAAUACUAUAGCGUUUCAUUAACUCGUCAAUAGCGUUCCAUGAAAAUUUAAGGCGCCUAACCCUUUGCUGAAAAAUCAAAAUUGGUUCCGCCAGGCGCUAGAGUUCUCAAUCGUUUCGUGCGAACUGGAGCAGAUUGGGUUUCAAUUGUUGUUUGAAGCACCAGUUGGCAGCAUAUGGAUCGAUCUUCAUCUUCUGGUAUUCUAGGGUUUUAAGCCUAAGCUGCAGAUUUGUUCCUUGUUAUGUAUUUCUCCUACAAUCCAAUCGAUUAACUUCUAUUUCCUACAAAUCUCCCGAUUUCCAUCGUUCUUCUUCCUCCUCAUCCCGUAGUUAGAGAAAAAUCAAAGCACUAUUCGGACAUAUUGCACCAGCAGAAGCAAGCAGCCAGUUUGGAGAGUUCUCACGAGGGACUAAGGGCUCUUGGGGCAAUCAAAUUAAGGCAUGCCAUGUGGUGCUGUGGAUUAUAGUUUCUGCACUUACAACACGAAGUGUUUUGCUUUUUAUUUUGGGGGUUGAGUUUGAGUAAUUGGUCCCAAGAGGCAUGGCCGUUUAAGAGGAUUUGGAAAAGGAGUCGCACUGACAAAAUUAAUCAUAUUAUCACAAAUGAGUGGUCAUAUAGCUCAGCUACAUGAAAAUGUUCAAUUCAAGUCUCAAAUGGCACAAAUGCAAACUACAAUCGAUGACUUAAAGAAAAACCAAGUAGCUUAUCAUUUUCUUCACGGGUGGUCAUUUUUGUACUACUUUGAGUAACAAAGUUUGUUUGUUUUCCUUUUUGAACUUUUUGGGUGCAGAAUCCUGCAACAACUGAAGGACACCGGUGAAAAGUUAUUUACUUUAGCAUAUCAGACUACGAUUUCAGGAAUGUUGAUUGGUUGAAAGAGAAGAUUGAAACUUAGUCACUUUUUGCUGAAGAUGGAGAUAUAUUCUAGUGUUGGUUGGAAUUUAAUUGAAGUUUUUGCUCUACCAGCUAACUCCUUUUUUGAUCAAGACAUGUAUAGCUAGGCAACUUAGUUUUAAGAGAUUUGAAUGUGGAUAUGAUCUCUUUGCGUUAGCAAGUCAGCAAGUGGAGGAUAGCUAGCGACUGUAUUUUGUACUUGAGAACUGAGUUUGAAUGAUACAAGUCUCCUACUAGUUUUU
Messenger RNA from Rhododendron vialii, 4408 nucleotides. Its product is annotated as DNA repair endonuclease UVH1. The record is from RefSeq and is a predicted model, not a curated record. Bases 78 to 3008 code for a protein of 976 amino acids. Gene Ontology annotation, cellular component: nucleotide-excision repair factor 1 complex. Gene Ontology annotation, molecular function: single-stranded DNA endonuclease activity; single-stranded DNA binding; damaged DNA binding. NCBI's taxonomy places the organism in Eukaryota, Viridiplantae, Streptophyta, Magnoliopsida, Ericales, Ericaceae. The transcript is spliced from 12 exons. Gene Ontology annotation, biological process: double-strand break repair via homologous recombination; resolution of meiotic recombination intermediates; nucleotide-excision repair involved in interstrand cross-link repair.